CAGGUGAAUUGUGCCUGUUGGUGAGUUGCAGUCUGCUCCUUAGAGGCACAGAAACAGUCCUGUGACCAGCCAUGCCACUUCACCGGCUUCCUGCUUGGCUGACCACACUGCUCUGUGGGAUCCUGCUUCUCCCUGUCCGGAUUCAGGGCCAGGACCCAGCCAGCCCCAUCAGGACCACACACACCGGGCAGGUGCGGGGCAGCCUCGUCCAUGUGAAGGACACCAAUGUGGGAGUCCACAUCUUCCUGGGAAUUCCCUUUGCCAAGCCACCUGUAGGACCACUGCGGUUCACCCCUCCAGAGCCCUCUGAACCUUGGAGUGGUGUGAGGGAUGGCACCUCCUACCCAGCCAUGUGUCUGCAAAAUGUUUAUACAAUGAAGGUACUGAAAAUGUUGAACAUAACUAUGCCUCCCAUCUCCAUGACUGAGGACUGCCUUUAUCUCAACAUCUAUUCACCUGCCAGUGUCCAGGAGAGCUCUAAGCUACCUGUGAUGGUGUGGAUCCAUGGUGGUGGACUGGUUACAGGUAUGGCUUCCUUGUAUGAUGGGUCCGUGCUGGCAGCCACUGAGAAUGUGGUGGUGGUCACUAUCCAGUACCGCCUGGGAGUCCCGGGCUUCUUCAGCACUGGAGACCAGCAUGCCACUGGCAACUGGGGCUACCUGGACCAGGUGGCCGCCCUACGCUGGGUGCAACAGAACAUCGCCCACUUUGGAGGCAACCCUGACCGUGUCACCAUUUUUGGCGAGUCUGCAGGUGGCACAAGUGUGUCCUCACAUGUCGUGUCCCCCAUGUCCCAAGGACUGUUCCAUGGUGCCAUCAUGGAGAGUGGGGUGGCCGUGCUGCCAGGCCUCAUCUCCAGCUCCUCUGAAGCAGUCUCCUCAGUGGUGGCCAACCUGUCUGCCUGUGAGCAGGUGGACUCAGAGGCUCUGGUGCACUGCCUGCGGGCCAAGAGUGAAGAGGAAAUGCUGGCUAUUACUGAGACAAUCAAUAUACUCCCUGCUGUGGUGGAUGGGGCCUUCCUACCCAGGCACCCCAAGGAGCUGCUGGCUUCUGCUGACUUCCACCCUGUCCCUAGCAUCAUUGGUGUCAACAACGAUGAGUAUGGCUAUAUCAUCCCCAUGAUCUCAGGACUUGCUGACACCAUAAAGGGAAUAAAUAGAAAGACCUUGCCAGCUGUUAUGCAGAAAACGGUAGGAAUAAUGAACUUGCCUUCUGAGUCUGCUGACCUGCUGAUGGAAGAGUACAUGGGGGAUACUGAGGACCCCCAGACCCUCCAAUCCCAGUUCCAAGAGAUGAUGACAGACUACAUAUUUGUAAUGCCUGCACUGCAAGUGGCACAUUUUCAGCGUUCCCAUGCCCCUGUGUACCUCUAUGAGUUCCAACAUGCUCACGGCUUCAUGAAGGACUUCAGGCCCCCGCAUGUCAAGGCUGACCACGGUGAUGAGAUUGCCUUUGUCCUCGGGUCCACCUUUUUCGGCAGCAACCCUCACUUUUCUGAGGAGGAGGAGCUACUGAGCAGGAGGAUGAUGAAGUACUGGGCCAACUUUGCUCGGAAUGGGAACCCCAACAGCAAGGACCUGCUCCACUGGCCCAUAUUGGAUCAAAAUGAGCAAUACCUCCAGCUGGACAUCCAUCCUGCAGUGGGCCAGGCCAUGAAGGCCUCCAGGCUGAAGUUCUGGACAGAAACCUUGCCUCAGAAGAUCCAGGAGCUGAAUAUGGCUAAGGAGAAGCACCUGGAGCUAUAGUGGGACUAUGUUGGGAGGAGUGGGCUUGAGUGCAGGUUUGGUUAGCAUCAGGAGUCCACACACUUACUACCAAAUAAAAAUUGACUCCAGCA
This is a messenger RNA of Perognathus longimembris pacificus (Pacific pocket mouse), 1837 nucleotides long. Its product is annotated as pyrethroid hydrolase Ces2e-like. The transcript has 12 exons. The record is from RefSeq and is a predicted model, not a curated record. Gene Ontology annotation, cellular component: intracellular membrane-bounded organelle. NCBI's taxonomy places the organism in Eukaryota, Metazoa, Chordata, Mammalia, Rodentia, Heteromyidae. Gene Ontology annotation, molecular function: carboxylic ester hydrolase activity. Bases 72 to 1745 code for a protein of 557 amino acids.